Episyrphus balteatus (marmalade hoverfly) is the source of this 1974-nucleotide messenger RNA. RefSeq names its product sodium-dependent proline transporter-like. Gene Ontology annotation, cellular component: membrane. The transcript is spliced from 10 exons. The record is from RefSeq and is a predicted model, not a curated record. Gene Ontology annotation, biological process: sodium ion transmembrane transport. NCBI's taxonomy places the organism in Eukaryota, Metazoa, Arthropoda, Insecta, Diptera, Syrphidae. Bases 374 to 1921 code for a protein of 515 amino acids.
AUGUACGCUCAGUACCUACCGCAGAGUUCAUCAGUUUAAUACUCGUAGAGUGAACAGUUUUGUGUUUUGCUAUUUUCGUUCCGGUUAGAUAGUUAAGAUAUUUGUGAUUUUGUAUCUAUUUUUGACUCUUGCUGGUGAAUUUUAAUUAAGUGCGGGAGAAAUUAUGACGUACGAAAGUUCAUAUGACUCGGGAUUGAAACCCUUUAAUCAUGACAAAGAUCGAGGCAAAUGGUCUUCAUAGAAGGAUUUUUUCUUUGCUUGUUUGGGUCAUGCAUUUAAGAUUGAUGCUAUAUUUAUUUUGCCAGCUGUUGUCUUUCGGGAAUUCGGAAUUUACGCUCUUAUACCUCAUUUCAUAACAUUAGCUCUAGUUGUAAUGCCAAUAAUCUUCAUGCAGUCAUUUCUUGGUCAAUUCUCCAGCACCGGAUUUAUUUCUGUAUUCCGAAUAUCACCACUUUUUAAAGGAAUCGGAUACGUUUCAUUGGCCUUAAACUUAUUAACACUAACUUAUUAUAGCCUCUUUGGUGCUAUUCCAUUGUUGUAUUUAUUGUAUUCUAUAAGACCAUCUAUUCCAUGGAGCUGUGAGUCAUCUAAAGAUUGGAUGAAAAUCAAUGAAAAUUAUACGUCAAUUUGUGCUAAAAACUACACCAUCUACGAUUUUGACAGUGUACUUAUUCCAUCGGUCGAGUUUUUUAAAACACACAUGAAUACUUUAAAAUUGAACGAUAGAGAAAGUCCUGAAGGAAGUUUUUCUUGGACCCUGUUAUUUUGUAACUUAAUUAUCUGGGGCAUGGUAGCGGCAAUUUUGAUCAAGCCUAUCGAAUUGAUUGGAAAAUUCAUACGUUACUCUUGUCUAACUGUUAUUGGACUAAUAACUAUUUGUUUCCUUCGUUUUGCCUUUCUACCUGGAGCACUUUUGGGCCUAGAAGAAUUUUUCCAUAUAGAAAAAUUAAGUUAUGCCGUCUAUUGGCCAAUUAUGACUUGCAUGGCUUACUCUAACCUUGGCCCUGGAUGGGGUUCAAUUUUAACAAUGGCCAGCUAUAAUGACUUCAAGACGAACAUUUUUAAGAACACUUGGGUUCUAGGAUUAGCUCAAACAUGUUUGAUGUUGGGUUUGUCAUUUUUAUCAAUAUUCGUGAGAGAUUUUAUGCUUCAGGACGAUCCAAAUCGAUUUUUUUAUCGAAGUUCCGACGCUCAAUGGAUGGAUUUUCUGAUGAUACCAACAGGAUUGACAUUUAUUGAGGUGCCACAUUUUUGGUCGUUACUAUUUUUUGGAUUUCUAAUUUUAGGAAGUUUGAAUCUUUUGAUUGUGCAGUUGUUGUCAGUUUUGACAUCCCUGUUUGACGAACACGAGGUCCUUCGGGGUUAUAGAAGAGAAGUUUGUUUGGGUCUAAUCGGUGUUCUAGCCAUUUCUUCCAUAUACUUCUGUUCAAAUCACGGAAUAACCUUCUUUGAGGCUCUGAUGACUUUUUCAAUCAUGACUCAAAUGGUUCUAAAUUUACUUCUAUUGAUUGUUGUUCUUUGGAUUUAUGGAAGGGAACGAUUUCAGCGUGACUUACAUUUCAUGACGAAUCAGGUGUUAUCAACUUGGAUGAUAAAUAUUGUAAAAUAUGUUGCACCUUUGUUUCUAAUCUUUGGAUGGUUAUGUGGAUUGGUAGUGUUUUCAUUCAUUUCAUUCCAUAGUCGAACUUGGCUUAUGUUGAUGGCCAUACUUGUGAUAAGUUUGUUGCCAUGGUGUUUUAUUCCUGGAUAUUGUAUAUUUAAAAUAAUGCAAACAACUGGAAUUUUGGGAGUACGAUUGAGACGUGGUAUUAAGCCAAACGAUUGGUAUCCGGUGGAUCCGGUGGAUAGACAAAAGUAUGAAGAGACUUUUAAUAAUUCAGAUAUGUCUCAUCAAUUGGCAAUAGAGCCAGAUGUAUUGUAAUUAAUGUACCUACAGAAUUUAAUUUAUUUUUUUUUUUCAAUAAAUACAAUAGC